Fusarium redolens is the source of this 1830-nucleotide messenger RNA. RefSeq lists its product as uncharacterized. NCBI's taxonomy places the organism in Eukaryota, Fungi, Ascomycota, Sordariomycetes, Hypocreales, Nectriaceae. The coding region runs from base 1 to 1830 and encodes 609 amino acids. The transcript has a single exon. The record is from RefSeq and is a predicted model, not a curated record.
AUGCGUCUUGAUCUCAUUUUCCUAGUGGGCUUGGCUGGGCCAUCAGCGGCAGUUCCCUGUCGCCUGAAGAGCUACAUCAGCUUCCGAAGGUCAUGGUCAUCUGCUUCUACCAGGCUGAACAGCGUACUCGCUGAAUUGCCCACCAUCUAUCCUGGUGGAGGAACCGUCCCUCCUGGAGUAGUAGCCUCUACCACCAGUACCGUUACUGUGUCUGGUACAAGCUCCUCUGACAACGAAGCUCUUGCUACCUCGACAGCCUCAGCCGGACCAGUCACCUCCGGAUCAACAUCAACACCAAUAGCUGUAGUCACUGCAACUUCUACCCUUACCACUAGCGUUACUCCCUCUUCUGGUGACGUCGAGAGUGGCAGCGCUUCUGUUUCAGCGGCUUCUUCGGCUGUAAACCCACGCGCAACAACAACCACCACAACCAUUACGACAACCAGACCAGCUUCAACCGCUGCAGCCGCCCCGGCCUUCACCACUGAAGGCCCUCAUCACCACCACGCCGAUCCUUCUGAUCGUGAAGCAGACACAUCUGACCAUGAUUUGGAUCUCAGCGAUCGUGAGGUUAACACGAUUGAAAAGCCCAAGCUGCUCCGUCGUCACAAAGAAGAGGAAGAUAAGGAGUUGCUUCUUAAAGACAAAGAGAAGGAAGUGCUAUACCUCGAGAGACGGUGCGAGAGGCUGUGGAAAACGGCACAUAGAUGGGAAAGAGUGUUACACCACAACGCCACAGAUUUUCAAAGGGCAAUGAUCAAGUUGAAGGAAAUGGAAAAUAGACUCGAGGAGGCACGGAAAGCCCUUGAGGGGAAGAGGCUCGUUUUGAAACAUGUCUAUUCGGUGCACAAUCGAGCUCAUAGUUACGCACGCAUACAACAAAAAUGGUUGGAUGACGCCAAGAAGGAGCUUGAGAGGGCGCAGAGGGAGAAGGCGGCGAGAGAGGUACAGGGCCUGAGCCAUGAGGAGAUCCUUCGCAAAGAAGAUUUUGGGAAACAUGCUUCGAGCCACAACCCUAAGAAGCGUUCGGAAUCCAAAAACACCGAAGAGCAUGACAAGCAUAAGCAGAAGGAGGACAAAAACGAGAAGGAUAAGGAUAAAGACGAAAAGAAGCACGAAAAUGGCAAGACACACAAGCACGAUAAGGAAGACAACAAGACCGAUGCUGUCAAACAAGAGGAUACUGACAAAGCCGCCCUUGAGAAGUACGAAGACAAACUCUAUGGGAAAAUUGGAGACCAAAUCGAGGAGAAACUCGGAGACAAAGGUCACCACUCACCCAUUGAGAAGGGGGGAAAUCCCAUCUACGUGAUCACAAAGGAGUACAAGGUCUACAAGUGCGACGACAAGAAGGGCUGCAAGCAAAAUUAUGGUCCAGAAGAGGAAGUUGAGGAAGUUGAAGGAAAGCAACAAGCCAAAGACAAGGACGGGGAGAAGCAAGAAGAGGGUAAAGAGAAUAAAGUGGAAGGAAAAGGAGAAGAAGAAGAGAAGAAGGAGGAGGAGGAGGAGGAGGAGGAGGAGGAGGAGGAAAACAAAAUCCCGAUGCUUGCUGAUGGUGACGAGGCUGGGCAGUUGAAGCGUCUUUCAGAGCUCUACAUGCAAUACCGUGGCAUGCUCGUCGAGGCUAUUCGCAAGGACCUCGACCCGAUCCUCAAGGACGAUCAGUAUCCGGAGGAUACUCAGAUGGCGGCGCAGCAUAAGGAAGGGGACGAAAAGGAGCAGCGCAAGCGAUUGAGCCAUCUUUACAUGGGCUAUCGCUACAUGCUUCUUGAAAAGUUCCAGAAGAAGCUCGAUCCUAUUCUUCAUGAAAAAAACCAGAAGAUCAACUGA